AUGACUACAGGAUUGCACCUCACUCUCAUCACUACCAUUACUUCCUAUUUUCUAUUAACAGAAUCAUCAGUAGCGGAAUUCAACCGGCCGGAAACUUUCACUCCAGACAACUUGGAGGACUCCAAAGAGAACCUCAAAGGUUUCAGUCUACUAAAUCAAGUAACAUCCAAAGUGUUUCACGGAUCAACAAAAAGCGGCAAUUGGACAUUCAUUGUCUCCGGUGUAGCAACAUUCCUUUUCCUAGCGGCAACAACCGACUGGCUACUAUCCUCACGCGGCAAGAAACGCCCCUUCUAUCAGCAGUUACAUAGCUUUAUGACCAGACUUGGCGAAAGAUUCAGCUCGGCUCUAAGUCUAUACAGUACUUCCGGCUUCAACAGUGAUUCACACUUGCUAAAGUUUCACUCCGAUGACUACAAGAAGGCCUUGAAGCUUGGUGGAUAUCCGGGAGGCCUCGCAAACGAUGGAAAUACGUGCUUUAUGAACUCUGUCUUGGAGAGUCUCGCCUCUUCUCAUGAGAUUGUCGAUUUUCUCACCCAGUUUACCGAUAACUCUGAUGAUAACGAGAGCCAGAAAUCCGGCUUCUUCCGGAAGAAGCAGCUCAAAGCUCCAUUUUCUGAUGCUCUCCUUGAACUUUUGAAUAAGUUGAACGGGAGACAUGGCCGGAGAACACACACGUACAAGACGAAAAGACUUCUUUCGUCCAUGAAGGACGGACCAACUAAAAGCAUGUUUCUCGGCUAUAACCAGGAGGAUGCCCAGGAGUUCUACCAAAGCUUGAUGCGGCAGGUCGAGAAGGAGUUCAAGAAAGUCGAGAUGCAGAAAGAGGGCUUGCUUGUGGAUGAAGAUUUCGAUAAAUCAGAGGCUGAGAAGAGAAGCCAGUCGCAAAUGCCUCGAGAAAGCUUUGAGGAUAAAGCCGCAGGAAUGACUAUGGGGUUGGAGGAUUUGGGAUGCCUUGGCAAAGUGUAUGUUCCAGCAGUUCAGGUGGAUCCGGAUGUUGCUGGUGUUGAGUCUAAGGUAUAUCCUCUGAAGUUUGUCACUCCUGUUGAUGGUCUUAUCUGCGAGAGGAUAGGAUGUACGAAUUGCGGCGAAACAGGCGGUAUUCGAUACACGGUGACUUCUGGGCUUGGACUAACACUGCCUUACAACUCUGACACAGCCUACCGGCUUGAGGACUUGAUGGAUGAGUGGAAAAAGCCUGAAACUAUAGACGGUGUGGAGUGUAACAGGUGCGGAUUAAAGAAUAUGAAGUCGGGACUCGAGCAGAAGCUUGCCGAAUUCAGGCAGAGCACCGAUUCGACUGCUGGCAGGCUUGUCGAGCUGACGGAGAAGCGAAUUUCGGAAAUUGACGAAACGCUUUCAAAGCCAAUCAUCAACGAUGAUGAUUACAACCGGCUCCACACGAAGAACAUGGAGAAGAAGUCUACGAAGAUUAAACAGGCAUACUAUUCGCGUCCACCGGCUGUGUUGUGUAUUCAUGUAAAUAGAUCGGUGUUUGAUCCUCGCACGUACACGGUGAGGAAGAACAAUGCAAAGCUUAUAUUCCCGAUCCAUCUGAAUAUCACGGAUUAUGUUGCUACACCGGAUGAUAUUAACAUGGAUGCUAGGAUGCCGUUCAGGAAGAGAGACACACCGUCUGAGGAAGAAGAUGAUGGAAAAGAAGCAGAAAAUAGCUCUGCACAUGACCCACGCCUCGAGUACACAUUGAAAUCGGUGAUUUCGCACUUUGGAACUCACAACUAUGGACAUUACAUAGCAUUCAGAAGAUGCAGACAGAUGUGGUGGAGGAUUAGCGAUGAGAUAGUUAGGCUAUCUUCAGAGAAAGAGGUUCUUGCAUCACAGGGAACGUUCAUGCUUUUUUACGAGCUCACGAGCAGGAGCAAAGGCGAGGAGCCAGAAGAAGUUGUUGCAGAUGAAACAUAUCCAGAUGAUACUGCCAGUAACGACAGUUCAUCAAGUUUGGGAAGUUGCAGUAGUAGCAUCCCGUCUGAAGAAGAAGAUCAUUUGCCAAGCUCAACGGAGACAUCCCCGGACUCGAUGGAUGAAGAAGCACAGAAGCAGUUCAUAAAUGCACAGGCAAACUUAUAA
Molecule: messenger RNA, 2088 nt
Organism: Brettanomyces bruxellensis
Lineage: Eukaryota; Fungi; Ascomycota; Pichiomycetes; Pichiales; Pichiaceae
Exons: 1
Coding region: 1-2088 (695 amino acids)
Biological process (GO): protein deubiquitination
Cellular component (GO): cytosol; nucleus
Molecular function (GO): cysteine-type deubiquitinase activity; cysteine-type endopeptidase activity
Source: RefSeq, a predicted model, not a curated record